Molecule: messenger RNA, 2385 nt
Organism: Diutina rugosa
Lineage: Eukaryota; Fungi; Ascomycota; Pichiomycetes; Serinales; Debaryomycetaceae
Gene: TEA1
Product: Tea1p
Exons: 1
Coding region: 1-2385 (794 amino acids)
Biological process (GO): regulation of DNA-templated transcription; DNA-templated transcription
Molecular function (GO): DNA-binding transcription factor activity, RNA polymerase II-specific; zinc ion binding; DNA binding
Source: RefSeq, a predicted model, not a curated record
AUGAAGCGCAAACAGUCUAAAGUGCUCCUGUGCCAGCGGUGCCGCUCGCGCAAAGUGAAAUGCGACUACCAGUCCCCCUGUUCCCAGUGUGUCAAGGCCAAAGUCGAGUGUGUCCAGACCGUCGACGACAUGAGGAAGAAGCGCCCCGGCGUUAGCUACGUGCUGUCGCUCCAGGCGCGCCUCGAGGGCGCCGAGGCGCUCAUCGCCCUCCUCGAGCGGGCGCUGGCGCCCGAGCGCCAACAGCUCCUCGACGACUACCGCGCCCGCGCCGCCAGCGCCAGCGCCGGCGCCGACCACGACUGGCCCACACAUAGCGACGGCUCCUCCACCAGCGGUAGCGGUAGCGGCGCCGGCGCCGGUGGCGCCGCCGCUACCUCUUCGGGCGCGACCGCCGCCAAUAGCGCUACCAGCGCUAACGCCAAUUCGGCGUCCACCACCGUCAAACUCGAGGACGACGACGAGCGCAACGUCGUCUACGGGCCCACCAGCGUCUUUCGCGACGAUACCCUCGCCGGGCGCCGCGCGGCGCUGCCGGCGCCACCGGCGCCGCUGCUGAUCCUGGGAACCCAGCUAAAUAAAGACCCCGAAGUGCUCCACUGCCUCAAGCUCUUCUUUACUUGGCAGUACCCUGACCACAACAUGUUUAUCUUCCGCGAGGCGUUCCUCAUUGACUUCUUUGCCGCCGACGACCGGCGCCGGCGCGCGUCUUACGGCGACAAGGCGCAACUGCGCUACUGUCUGACGGUUUUGGUCCAUGCUCUUUGCGCCGUCGGCGCCCGCAUGCUGGAGGAUGACGUCAUCUACGCCAAGCUGGCGCUGUACUACCGGCGGGCGAAACAAGAGUUGCUUGAGCUGAUGCUGAAGCCGCUGAUCACGCUGAUGCAGGCGUUUUUAGUGCUUGCGUUCUACGAUAUCUGCCAGGGACACAACUCCAGCGGGUGGAUGAUGUCCGGGAAUGCCAUCAGAAUGGGCUACGAUUUAGGGUUUCAAUUGAACCCCGAGGUGUGGUUUGUCGCCGAGGCCCUGAUGCUGCCAUUGGACGUGCUGAUUAGACUGCGUAUUUACUGGGGCGCCUACAUGGCCGACCAUUUCAUCUCGUUGGUAUUGGGACGACCGUCUUUCCUAAAAAGCUCAGACGCGACAAUCCGUGAAACCAACGACUUGCCCGAUUUGGAAUGGAUCGACGACUACACCUACCGAGGCUAUAUCAGAAAACGAGGCAACGGCGCCGACGGCGCCUACGUUAGACUGAAAGAUCUCCUGUACAUUUCGCUGCCGUUAAACUGCAUUAUCAGAUUGAUCAAUAUCUCCGAACUGAUGCUCAACGAGGUGUUCACCAAAGCCGACCUGGCCCACGCCGAUUUUGCCGUCGAACUGAGAUUAUCUCAGUUGACGGAAUAUAACCACAAAAUCAUGUCGUGGAAAGAACUGCUUCCACCUGACUUAAAGUGGGAUAGGGCGGUGCUUAGACAACUGGCGGAAAACCCCACCUUGACCUAUAUCCGCUACUACUACUACAUCUUGCUCCUCUGUCUCAAUCGACCGUUUUUGGGGAUGUUCCUCAAACGACCGCCUCAGUUGCCAGGGUUACUGCUGAUCGAUAUUUGUAAUGACGCCAUCGACGAUUUGUACGUGGCGUUAGACCGGUUUAAACAGACUCACGGACUCAGACGAGCGCUGAUUUUCAUGGUGUAUUGUCUGAUUUUGCUGGUGCUGAUCAUCUUAUUAACCACUCCGUCAGCACAAUUGACCACUCCAUCAGUGAGAACUCGGAUUGAGUUCUUUAUGGAAGUAUUGCGAGGCGCGUCAAAGACGUGGGGAUUGGCGGAUAAAUCGUACCAUCUAAUCAGCAUUAAACUUGGCCAGUUGCUCGAAGAGGCUGAAGCUAAUAGUGCGAACUCCGCUCCUCCCGACACUUCCGGCGUCGGCACCCCUUCCGACAUCCCCACCAACAACAACAACAACACUGCAAAUGCUACCAAUAACAACACUACCAACGGUAACAACAAUGGGGCAAGUGCUACCACUAAUGUUCCUGUCGCCCCGGGACCGGCGCUGCCGAUGAGGUACUACGCGCCGUACCUGACGUUACAGCCACUGGCACCACCGCCACCACCUCUCACCGUACCGCAACUGCACCUGCCGCUGCCCCUGCCCUUCGCUCAAGCCGGCAAUCGACCCCCGCACAUUUCCAACUUGGUCAACCCCGUGGUCCAGCUGAAUUUCCUGGUGCUUGCCAACCCGGCGUUUGUCAACCCCAACGAGCAAUUGGCCAACCCUGAAGAAGAUCUCGACUUCUUAGGCGGACCACCAGUGCUUAUGACCCUGGACUUAUUCAACGAGGACUGGGAACAAUUGUUCCCCGACUAUGGGUUCACCAAAUAG